Messenger RNA from Neofelis nebulosa (Clouded leopard), 405 nucleotides. Its product is annotated as presenilin-1-like. Gene Ontology annotation, biological process: protein processing; smooth endoplasmic reticulum calcium ion homeostasis; amyloid-beta metabolic process. NCBI's taxonomy places the organism in Eukaryota, Metazoa, Chordata, Mammalia, Carnivora, Felidae. Gene Ontology annotation, molecular function: cadherin binding; aspartic endopeptidase activity, intramembrane cleaving; beta-catenin binding. Bases 40 to 405 code for a protein of 121 amino acids. Gene Ontology annotation, cellular component: neuromuscular junction; neuronal cell body; dendritic shaft. The record is from RefSeq and is a predicted model, not a curated record. The transcript has a single exon.
CCAAGAGGUUUUGUUUUCUGUGAAAAAGUAUGUCUCUAUAUGCUUGCUCCAGUGACAGAGUUACCUGCACCAUUGUCCUACUUCCAGAAUGCACAGAUGUCUGCAGACAACCACCUGAGCAAUACUAAUGACAGCAGAGAAUGGCUUGAGCACAGCAGCCAAAGGUGGAGGCGUGGCAACCCUGAGCCAUUAUCUAAUGGACGACCCCAGGGUAACUCAGGGCAGGUGGUGGAACAAGAUGAAGAAGAAGAUGAAGAACAGACUUUGAAAUAUGGCGGCAAACAUGUGAUCAUGCUCUUUGUCCCCGUGACUCUCUGUAUGGAGGUGGUCAUGGCUACCAUCAAAUCAGUCAGCUUCUAUACCCAGAAAGGCUGCAAAGGACCAGAGACAUCAACACAAGCAUGA